GUGUUCGUAUCUUCGUAAACUAUUCUGUCAAAAUUCGAGUGUGUGUAGGGCGUUCCUGGGCUUUACUAUCACGGACUAAUCUGUGUAAUCUGUAUUACUAUUUUCAUUUAUUCAUUGUGAAAUAUUUUUUAUUGUCAAAAUGAGUCAAUUUGCAUCUCCCAUGCCUACUAGAGAUUUUUUGUGGAAUGUUUUUCAGAGGGUGGAUAGGGAUCGUAGUGGACAUAUUAAUGCAGAUGAACUGCAGAUGGCUUUAUCGAAUGGAACUUGGAGUCCAUUCAAUCCAGAAACAGUGAGACUGAUGAUUGGAAUGUUUGACAAAACAAAUAGAGGCCAAGUAAGCUUUGAAGACUUUGGAGCUUUAUGGAAAUAUGUGACUGACUGGCAAAAUUGCUUCAGAUCAUUCGAUAGAGAUAAUUCAGGAAAUAUCGAUAGGAGUGAAUUGAAAACGGCACUAACAUCUUUUGGUUAUCGCUUGUCAGAUCAACUUAUAAAUACUUUAGUCAGAAAAUUUGAUCGACAUGGACAUGGAACCAUUUUAUUUGAUGAUUUCAUUCAAUGUUGCAUAGUAUUAUAUACUCUAACUUCUGCCUUCCGUCAAUAUGAUACGGAUCAAGAUGGAGUAAUCACAAUUCAUUACGAGCAGUUUUUGAACAUGGUAUUUGGAUUGAAGAUUUGAAAUAUGUUUUUUUAAUAAAAGUGCCAACUUAUUAUGAAAUAUAAUAUCAAUUUUUGAAAUAUAAAUAAGAUGUGAAUUUAAGAUUUGCAAAUUUUCAAACGUUGAUGGUUAACUUCAAAUAACAAGGGUUUUUUUGACUCUAAAUCUUUUUGUAUUAUGCCUAGUAGAUCAUAUAUUUAUAAAUUAUUUUGAGGAUACAUAUUUUUUAUACAAGUUAAGUUACGAUUGUUAUCAUUAAGAUUGUUACAGAUGUGUUAAUGUUCUCAAUAAAUUGUUAUAAAAGUUUCCAAAUAA
Molecule: messenger RNA, 970 nt
Organism: Harmonia axyridis
Lineage: Eukaryota; Metazoa; Arthropoda; Insecta; Coleoptera; Coccinellidae
Product: programmed cell death protein 6
Exons: 4
Coding region: 140-676 (178 amino acids)
Molecular function (GO): calcium ion binding
Source: RefSeq, a predicted model, not a curated record